Paramecium tetraurelia is the source of this 1785-nucleotide messenger RNA. RefSeq lists its product as uncharacterized. NCBI's taxonomy places the organism in Eukaryota, Ciliophora, Oligohymenophorea, Peniculida, Parameciidae. The record is from RefSeq and is a predicted model, not a curated record. The transcript is spliced from 7 exons. Gene Ontology annotation, molecular function: MAP kinase activity; ATP binding. Gene Ontology annotation, biological process: intracellular signal transduction; protein phosphorylation. Gene Ontology annotation, cellular component: nucleus; cytoplasm.
AUGUAAAAGUACGAAGUUCUUGGCAUCAUAGGCAAGGGUUCUUAUGGUGUAGUACUCAAAGGGCAAAACAAGGAGACAGGAGAAAUCGUAGCCAUCAAAUAGUAUAUUGGAUCUGAAGAAGAUGAAAGCAUUAAAAAAACAAUCCUGAGGGAAGUUAAACUUUUGAAGAUGUUAAAUCACGACAAUAUCGUUAAAAUCAAAGAGGCAUUUAGAAGAAAAGGCAAACUUUAUGUAGUAUUAGAGUAUGUCGAAAAAAACUUAUUAGAAUUACUUGAAGAAAAACCAAAUGGCUUAGAUCCUGAAUUGACAAGAAGAUUUAUUUAUUAAUUAUGUUUAGCUAUUGCUUACUGUCAUUCUCUUGAAAUAUUACAUAGAGACAUCAAACCUGAAAACCUUUUGGUAAGCGACUAGAUGGUGUUGAAGGUUUGUGAUUUUGGUUUUGCAAGACUCAUUCCACAAAAAUAAGGAUAGUUGACUGAUUAUGUUGCUACUAGAUGGUAUAGGGCACCAGAUUUGUUAUUGGGAGAUGAAUACGGAAAGGGAGUGGAUAUUUGGGCUAUUGGAUGCAUAAUGGCUGAAUUGACUGAUGGGUAACCCUUAUUUCAAGGCUAAACUGAAAUGGAUCAAUUAUAUUUGAUUUGUAAAUUGCUGGGUCCUUUGACUAGCGAGUAAAAGGAAGCUUUCCUUAAGAAUCCUCGCUACGUGGGUAUGAAAUUUCAUGAAAUCACCAAACCAGACACAAUUGAAAAGAAGUUUUAAUCCAAACUCUCUUUAAAAGCCAUUUCUUUUAUUAAAGGCUUAUUGAAAAUGGAUCCUAGUAAGAGGAUGACAGCAUUCGAGGCUUUAGAACAUCCCUACUUUGAUGGCAUUAGGGAUGAUUAAUAUUAUUAGUUUUUAAAAGAAUUAAGAGACAAGGAACAAAUUCCCAAAGAUAGAAUUCAAUCUGCAAAUAAAUUAGCUGCCAAACAGAAUUAAUAAAUCAAUCAAUAACAAUAAUUAUAGUUGCAAUAACAACAAUAGUAAUAAGUAUUAUCAUAACAAAAAGACAAUUUAGCAAGCAAUAAAAGAGCAGAAAAAUCAAAUGAAAGAAAAACAUAAUAAAAAGGAAAUAAUAACGUUUCUGUAGAGAGAGUCAAUAACUUUGUUAAGCCUGCACCCAUAAAAACAGGAGAAAAAAAUACACCUUCUUAGGAAUCUAAAUCAAUGCCCAAGAAAGAUGUAAAUUCACAAUUAGGAUUCUUGUAAAAGAAUGUGAUCAUUGGAUAUUAAGAAGGUUAAUUUGAUAACUUUCUUUAAAAUAAGAUGGCCUAAAAUUACAAUUAUGAAAUACCUGAAAAUGAUUUAAACAAUUCAAUUGAAGGGGAUAAGAAAUCUAUGAAUCUCAGAGUCAGAGCAAAGAAAAAAUCAUUCAAUCCUGACCUUAAUGAAGAUGAUUAAAACACAGUUAUAAAAUUAAAACGUAAAGAAUAAUAACAAUAAUAAUAAUUAUUUUAACAACAAAUCCCAGUUUAUUAAGUUAAAAAGAAAUCUACUUAGCUUAGAUAAAACUUUUAUCCUACUGAUGAAUAUUCAGGAGAUGAAUAAGAGGUUUACUAAUCAAAAGAAAUUCUCAAUAUGCAAAAGGGAUAAAAACAACAAUUGUAAUAGCAAUACAACUAUAAUAUUGGAGAAUGUAGGAAUACUUUGGAAGAUUAGGAUAGGAAUUUAAAUAUUGUGUAUAACAACAUAACUUAUAAUUAUAAUAUCAACAAUUCUCCUGGAUGGAUUAAUAAAAAAAGAAAUUGA